AUGACUAGAAGACUAACACAUUUCAUUUUUCUACUCGCAAUUUUUCUGGUGGCGCAGACGUCGGUGCUGAAUUUGAGGCCCAAACAAUUUGUGAAUUCUGGUGAGUGUUUUGGGGCGGGAGAAUUCUAAAACAUUUCAAAAAUUCGCUCAAAAUGCCGCGUCUUCUCAAAAAUUCACGCAAAUCGCUCUCGAAAAUCACCAUAAUCCCUACUUGGAAAAGAGAAAUUCUCACACAUUUUAUCCAGUUUCUUCUCCAAUUUUCCCUUCUUCCUACCGAAACAUAACAAACAAGGCGAUAAAAACUUUUUAUUAAUAUCUUGGCCUAAAAUCUUUUCCAAAUGUUCCGCCGAUUAUCUGAUUUUGGUAUUUAGAAGACAGUGUUCCUUUUAAUUCUUUUACAAACUGUUGGUAAUAAAAUAUGAGAAAAGAAAAGAAAGUCAAUAAGAAAUAGAAGAAGAUCCACUAUGUAUGUGUAAAUAAAUAAGAAUAUACUUAUUUUCUAACACAUUUUGAGAAAAGGGAUACUUAACAUAACAUUUUAUUGUUUUUUUUUUGAAGGACAGAGGGUUUCAGAGAAGUUUUGCCGCGAAAAAUUAUUCUUCAGAAAACAAAAAAGUUUUUUUUCGCGCCAAAAAGAAUCUCACAUUAACCGUGGGAAAAUAUAUUGACCAGGUUUUACCAAAAAAUAUUUCGCGCCAAAAUCUGCUCUCUUCUCCUCAAGACCCAUCCAUAAAUCUUCAAAUGUUUGGGGCCAAAUUUAGUUCCCAAUUGGCACAUUAUACAUAUGUGUAGUUCUUCUCCUCGUUUUUCCACUAAAAAAGGAAAAGUUGCUCAUAAUUUGUGUGUGAUUGUUCCAUUUUCGGUUCGGACAUUCAUCUUAUUCUUAUUCUUAUGUUGUGCAAAAUUCCCCAAGGAAAACAAGGGACAAAAUCAUGACUUUUAUGUGUAAGACAAAUCUUAAAGGGACAUACUUUUUACUGCGGAAAAAAGAAGAUCCGGAUUUUUGUUUUUUGUCAAUUAAUAAAAUGAAGAAAAAUAAAUUACAAGUAUGGUUCUUCUACUAAUUAACAAAAGGAAUAUCUUUUUUUUAUUUUAUUUAUUUACUAAUGGAAAAAGAAACAAGUUUUGGUGUAGUUUUAUUGUUCCAAUAUUAUUAAUAAUAAUAAUUUGUGUGGAGUUAGGUCAACUGGAAAUCUAAGGGGUUAGGAAACGGAAACUUGAAAAAAUCAUGUAUAAAAAUUAUCUCAGAAUUUUGAAACAGUGAAAAAUUGCAUAAAGAGUUUUCCACCCUAACCUAACCUAAGCUUAGACCCAAAAUUAACCUAAAAUUAGCCUUAGCUACCAUCCUCUCUCCAUUAUUUGUGCAUUUUUCCAUCGUGAUGACACCUAACAAAAGGUUGAAAAGAAGAAAUUGAGAAGAGUCACUCACUCCUAUAAAGUUUGUUUUUGAAAAACGAUAUUAUUUUCGGGAGGUGAAAUACAAAAAAAAGUGGAAGCAUAUAAUGGAAGUGUAGUUUUUGAUCUACUCACAGAAAGGGUAAACUAGAGAAUUUGUUGGGAUGUUUGAGAAUUUUUUUGGUGCAGAAGGUCUGGGCUACAGUAAUCCGAAAAAUUGCUGAAAAUUUCCUGUCAAGACCAGAAACCACUGAAAAUCAUAACAUUUGAAAUUCAGUUUUGGCGCCAGAAAUCUGAAUACAGUAACCCAAAAUGUCGGUGCGAGAACUCAAUAUUUUAAACUUUAAUGUUGACGCUCAAAAUAUGUCUUCUGAACUACAGUAACUACAGUAAGAUUUUUCGCGCCAAAAUUUAAAUUUGAAAAUUUAAAGCCGUAUGGUAGGGCUGCACGCGGGGCACCCCGCGAUGAAACACCGUGCAAAAAGUCAUUCGCCCCCUCGCCCCUUCGCCCCCUCGCCCCUUUGCCCCCUCGCCCCGUUGCCCUCUCGCCCCGUCGCCCCUUCGCCCCGUCGCCCCCUCGCCCCCGCUUGUAACUGUGUGUGGUGAAGUAAUAAAAGAAGAUAGAAGCGCGCACACACUUACAAGUGGGGGCGAGGGGGCGACGGGGCAAAGGGGCGACGGGGCGAAGGGGCGACGGGGCGAGGGGGCAACGGGGCGAGGGGGCAAAGGGGCGAGGGGGCAAAAGCGUGGCGGGGCGAGGGGGCCGCCCCCACGCCCCAUCGUGCAGCCCUACCGUAUGGAUUUUAUCAUGGAUAAUUUUUAGUUGGAAAAUUUCUAGAUCUGUUUUUUUUUCUGAAAUUUUGAAAGUACAGUAAUCCUCAAGUUUUGACUCCAAAUCUUUCAAUUUCAAAAAUCUAAUGUUUAUUUUCGUGGUGGUGAGAAUUCUUGCCUACAGUAUAUCCAGAUUUACAAGCGCGAAAAUCUUCAUUUUUGAAUAUCUUGAAUUCUACACUAACAUGAGUCCAAAAAUCCUAAUUAGCAUGAGAAAUCUUGUCUACAGUACACCCAGAUUUUUGAGCGCGAAAAAUUUUGAUUUUGAAUUUUGCCUUCUGUUGCUCAUCAUUGUCUCUCUCAAAUGUAUAAAUAUUUAUACAAUUUUGUCAAUUUUAUUCCAUCUUAUUUUCCAUAUUUCAUAUUUCAUCACACCAGACACCCUUUCUAGCCAGCCAACAGCUGUCAAUCAAAAUGUUUAUGUAAAUAUUCUUCUUCUUCUUCUUGGUCUUCUUUUUUCAAUCAAAAACAUGAUAAAUCUUUUUACAUUUACAAUAUUAGCACAUUUACGCAUCUGUCCGCGCUGCGGGAAUUUUUUCCCCAAGAAAAUAUAAGACAAUAGAAAGAAGGGCCUAAAAUUGAAGGUAAUUAUCCACCCCCAAAGAGUCCCUUUUCAAAGGCAAAAAAAGAGACAAGUAAGGUCAACUUUUUUGUUAGAAAAUAUGUCGGAAAAGGCAAAAAAGAAGAAGAAGAAGAAAAGGACACAAUUGAGCUAAUGUAAAUAAUAAUUGAAUAAUAAUAUUAAUAUUAUUAUUAUUGUGUUUUGUUAUAUGAGAAAACGGGACGGAAAAUCCGGAUUGAAAAAGAAGAAUACAUGGAAAAUAUAUUUGGAACGGGGGAAUUUUUCACUGUUUCAGAAUAAUAGGAUAUACAAAUUUGAAUCUUUGUUUACAAUAAUAUCAAAAAAAGUCACUGUUUCCAAAAUUGUUCUAUUUUGAAAUUGCUUUUUGUGUCUGUUCUCUGGGUAUCCUGAAAAUUCACUGUUUCAGAAAAAUAUAACAUUGUUAAAUUAUUUCUCUCAAAAUUGGUCAUUUAUCAUAGGUUUCCAAAAUAAUUCAAAAAAAAUUCACUGUUUCAGAAAUAUUUUGAAGUUUGAAAGUGAUAUUGCAAAACAAUAUUUUGAAAAUUUACUGUUUCAAAAAUAUUAGGUAUAAUAAUAUUUUUCAUUAUUUUUAUUCACUCACCGAACUUCAUGAUUCAAAAUUUUCACUGUUUCAAAUAUUGUUUGGUUCUUGAAAUUUUUGAAAAUAAUUAAUUUGAUCGCCAACCAUGCAGUCUAAAUAAACACUGUUUCAAAAAAUUGUGAUAUUAAGUCAACAUUAUUGACUUUUUGUAGUUCUCGAAAUUUUCACUGUUUCAAAAAAAUGAGUUAAUUUGGAAAAUUUCUAUAAUGUUAUUUCCAACUCUUUGUAUAUCAAAAAUUUCACUGUUUCAAAAUUUUAUUGAAUCUAGAAAUUCUAGCAGAAUUUUGAUAGGAAAAAUAAUUUUUUUUUAAAUACAAAAUUUUCAUUUCAUUUUUCAGUUGGCCUCGGCGAUCGUUUUGGCGGCAUCGGAACACAUUCAGACGAAUCGGAUCAUUUCAAACUUUUGGCGGCUGAUGGUGACUCACUUCUAGUUGGCGCCAGGUUAGAUUUCUACUUUUUUAUGUCCAAUAAUUGGCAACAUUUUGCCUUCUUAGCCUUCGGCCUCAAAAAACAAAUCAAAAUUCGAUUAGUUUUUGCUGUAUUUGACCUUGAGGGGAUUUCAUAUUACAUUACUCUUUUUACUCCUCUUUUUUUGCUAUUAGAAAAGGAAAAAAAGUCGAAAAAAGGGAAAAACACAUAUAAUAAAUUGAACCCGCAAAAAGAGAAGAAGAACGCCUUUGACACCAGCAAAAAACACCAAUUUCCGACGGUUUUUAUUAGGCUUUCGCGCAUUUUGGAAAUUUGCCGAAAAACGAAGAGAAAUUUGGGGAUUUUGGCGCCAAAGUUUUUGAAUUUCAAAAUUUUUCAGGUUAAUUUAAAUUAUCAAUUUUCGUAGAUAUUGAAGUAGAGCAUAAUUUUCUCAAAAAAUUGUAUUUUAUAAAAAUUUUGAAACAGUAGAUUUUUAUAGAAAUUUAGAAUUCCGAAAAAAUAUCACAAAGUGGUUUUUUUGCACCAAUUUUCAAAAAAAAAUCAUUUUUUUCAGAAAUGCUGUCUACAAUCUAUCACUUGCUUCCCUGGUUGUAAAUCAUGUAAGUUCAAAUUUUGGCCAGUUUUUGACUGGUUUUUGGGCUCCAAAUCUUAAAUUUAGACUAACUUAUGGCCUAAUUUCGGAUCUAAAAUUCUAAAUCAAUUUUUGAAAUUUUGAGCAAAUUUUGGACCUGAAAUUGAUCAAAAAUGUCCCAAAUGCUCAAAAAUAUCGAUUUUUCGACUUUUGACUUAAAUUUGAACCUGAAAAUGCUCAAAAUUUUUCCAGAAAAUCGAUUGGAAACCUCCCUCCGACAGCAUCGAAGAAUGUAUUAUGAAAGGAAAAUCCAAAACCGAAUGUCAAAAUUAUAUUCGAGUCCUAGCGCGAAAAUCCGCGGGUGUUCAACUCGUCUGUGGAACUCACGCAUUCUCUCCAAAAUGCCGUGAAUACACAACAAAUUCGGGUGGAAAUGUUCGAAUGACACGACAAUUCGACGGUUUGGGCAUAUCGCCAUAUGAUCCGAAACACAAUUCAAGUGCAUUGUAUUUGCCGGAAACCAAUCAAUUGUAUACGGCGACGGUGACUGAUUUUGUUGGAAAUGAUGCCUUGAUUUAUAGGUGAGUUUUUAGGGAAUUUUUGUUAAAAUUUUGGAUUUUCUCACUGUUUCAAAAUUAUAAUAAGGGUUUUCUGGAUUUUGUUCAUUCUGAUUUUUUUUUCACGAAAUUCCACUGUUUCAAAAGAUUUAUGAGAUUUUUGUUUGAAUUUUUGAAGCUGAUAGAUUUUGAUUUUGAAGUUUUCUCACUGUUUCAAGAAGUCGAUUCAAUUUUUAAAUAUUGAAACAAAAUUCUACUGUUUCAAAAAAAUAUGAGAUUUUUUCUUCGAAUUUUUGUAUUUGAUCCAUUUUUUCUGUACAUAUGAUUCAAUAAUGGUUAUCUUCCAAAAACCUGAAUUUUUUCACUGUUUCAACUAUCUGAAAAAAUCCCCUCUCUUCUUUUCCCCAAAAAAUUUUACUAUUUCAAAAGUGACACUAGAUUUUCUGGAAUUUUUCCUAUCUGAUUCGAGCGUUUUUUCUCUAGCACCCCAAAAACUUGUUAGAAAAAUUUAAAAUUUGGAAUUUUUCACUUUUCUUUUUUCAUUUUUCGAAAUGCUACUGUUUCAAGGAAAUUAUCAGAUUUUUCUUUGAAUUUUUGAAUUUGAUUUAUUUGUUCUGUGCUAUGGAAAUAAUUAUUUUAAUAAUCCUAGAUUUUUCCACUGUUUCAUCUUAUUUUUAAAUUAGAAUCUUGAAGAGUUGUUGUUCAAUCAAGAUCAAAUAAAUAUUCCUAAUCAUUUAACUGUUUCAAGAAAAUUAUAUGAUUUUUCUGGAUUUUUUCAUCUGAUUAGUCAGGUCUAUCAAUCUUGAAUUUCCCUUCCUGCUGAAAUCGGAGCUGGAAUACGAUUUUUCGUAAAAAUUCAAUUUUUCAAAUAAGAAUAUCCUUUUUUCUGAUUUUGACUAUCAUGGGUAUGUGUCAUCAAUUUCAAAUUAAAUCUACGCGUUUAUUAAUUUUGUGAAACAGUGAAUUUUUGAGAUAAGAAUUUUUCACUGUUUCAAAAAAUACAUUUUUGUAAUUUGAAUAAUAAAUUUUUGAUUUCAUUUCAUGAUGGUAAUCAAUUUAACAAAUUUUCACUGUUUCAAAAAAUUGAUAAUUGAAUAGUUAGAGAAGUUUUAUUUGCUGUCAUGAGAUGUUAAUCAAAUUUUUCACUGCUUCAAAAAUUCAAAGAGAUUUAGCUCAACUCGAAUUUCCCAAGAAAAAUCAGCUAAUUUUUGCCACCAUUUAGUUGUUGUUAAGACCGCAAAAAACCCAUAAACAUGCUCGUAAAAUCCUUCUUCACUUCGGUAUUUUCCUUCUAAACGACCUCUUUUUCUCCUCACAAAAACGACCUUCAUAAUCUAUCGAAAUGUUCCGAAAAACAGAGGAAACAGAGAAAACUUGUUCGGAAUUAGACAUAGCAAAAAUUGGGAUGAGAUGAGGAUGUUAAUUAUGAAAUUAUCUGUUUUUUUCAGGAAAAAUGUGGAUGAUGAUGGAGGAAGAACUGCGAAUAAUAUACGAACACAAAGGGAUGAUAUUAGGGUUUUGGAUUGUGAGUUUGAAAGGGGCUAAUUUUUUAAACGAAAAAUGAGCACAGCAAAUUUCCACAAGGAUUUUUGGCGCCCGAAAAUUUCAUUAUGAAAAAUUAACCGGAAUCUAUAAUAAAAAUUUAUCUAUAAUAAAAUAGAAGAAUCAAAUUUUGUUUCAUGAUUUUUCAAUAAGAAAAAGUUGGAACAGUAAAUUUUUUUAGAUGAAAUUUUUUUGUGAUUUCCCAUUCGAAUUUUCCGGUUAAACAUUUUUGUCACUUUUCUCGUGUGGGUACUCGAAAUUAUUUUUUAUUAUUAUCCUUUUUUUAAAACUAAAUUUUGAAACAGUUAAUUUUUAAAAAAUUCUUAGAAUUUUUUUUAGCUAUUCAAACAAUUUGAAAAAAAAUUUUAUGAAAUAAUUUUAAAAUUCAAAAAUUUGCUGUUUCAAAAAAUCCAUGAAUUGUUUUCAUCGGUUUUCUACCCAAUUUUGUUAAUUUUAGAAGCAUUAACAUUUAAAAAAAUCCACCACUAAUUUUUAAGUGAAAAAUUUUCACCCAAAAAAUCUCCCCUUCCCCCCUGAAUCCACAUUUUUCCAGCCCCAAACUUCGUUGCCUCCUUCGUUUUCAAAGAGCACAUAUAUUUCUGGUUCCGCGAAAUGGCAAAUGAAGCAGUUGAUAAUAAUGAAGAAGUACAAGUAUAUGCGAGAGUUGCACGAGUUUGUAAAAAUGAUAAAGGAGGUGCGAGACCAUCGAAUGAAAGAUGGACAAGUUAUUUGAAAGCUAGAUUGAAUUGCUCAUUGCCCUCUUCGAAUUCGGCGCCGUUUUAUUUUAAUGAGCUUAGUGAGUUAGGGUUUGGGAUGGCAAACGAUUUGUCAAAAAAUUAUUUAAUUUUAUCAGCCUAGUUGCGAAAAUAGAGCAAAUCUCAAAAAUUUUCCAAAUUAUUUCUGAUAUUUUUGAAACAGUGAAAUUUUGUGUGAGAAAAUUUUAAAAGCAAUUUUUCUAUAUAAGCAAUGAAACAUAGCCCAAAACACCAAAAUUUUAUCAAAAAUUUGAAACGUACAUUUCUCGAAUUUUCAAAGCAGAAUAGCAGUGAUAUUAUAGUGAUAGAACAUCUCAAAAUUUUUCUGAUAUUUUUUAAACAGUAAAUUUUUUGAUUUAAAAUAGCUCUGAAAUCAAUUUUUGUUUUUUUUGUUUCCAUUGGAGCUCCAAAAAUUCCCAAAAAAAAUUUUAUCUGAAUUUUGAAACAGUUAAUUUUUUCAACUUUUUUUUCUGUUACACAGAGAAUAAUUGCUCUAGUUAAUGAAUUUUUCCAACUCUUAAAACAGAAUAAGAAAAUCUUGAAACAGUGAAUUUUUGUCAAAAGAAAAAAUUCACUGUUUCAAAAUUUGUAUUCAAAAAAUUCCGGUAUUUUGAAAUUGAUUUCAUUAAAAAAUGUUUCCCCAAAAAAUUUACUGCUUCAAAAAUUGUAUUUAACAUUUUCUCCAAUAUUUUUUGAUUAAUAAAUACAUUUCCCGUGGUUUUUGCAGAAGCAGUAUCGGAUCCAAUCCCAGCCGGCAGCAAUGAUCACACAAUUUAUGCCGUCUUUUCAACACCACAGUCUGACAUUCGAAUGUCGGCAGUCUGCGCAUUUUCGAUGCGAAAAAUUCGAGAUGAAUUCGAUUCGGGCAGUUUUAAACAUCAGGUCAGAUUAUUGGGGUUGUAUGAAUUUCGAAAAAAAAAAUUGAAAGUUCUUGAGUUCCUUUUGAAACAGUAAAUUAUUUCUUGAAAAAAUUCCUCCAAAAAUUUGAAUCCAGAAUUUUUGAAACAGGAAAAAGUUUAGAAUUUUGAGUUGAGCAAACAUAAUUUUGUAAUUGAAUUGAAUUCAAGUUUUGUCGCGCACACAUACAAUUCACACUUAAUUUUUCAAGUGCUCCAGGAGGAGAGAAAAAGUGGAAACAUUUUUUUGGAGCAGGGAAAAUUAGGGGUUUCCACGUGGAUUUUUUGGAGCGAAAAUUUCGAAUUCAAAAUUCAAUUUCCAUAAAAAUCUACUGUUUCAAAAUUUUCAUGAAUUCCAAUUUUUAAGGAAAUUAUGCUUCCAUCAAUUCAUUUUCCAAAAUUACCAUUUUAAAAAUAUUUUUGCGUUUUCAAAGUCUAAAAAUUUAAUUUCAGGAUUUUUUUUGAAUUACUGAAAACUUUUUAGAGAAUUUAAAAUUUACCCCAAGAAUCCCAAUUUUUGCAGAGAUCCCCUCAAUCCCUUUGGACUCCUUACAAUCGCAACGAAAUCCCCAAACCUCGCCCAGGUUCCUGUGUUCCCGAUUCAACUAAACUUCCCGAAGCAACAGUCUCUUUCAUUCUUCGAAAUCCUCUCAUGUUCAAUUCAAUCAAUCCAAUUGGACCACCUCUUUUAAUCGAAGGAGUUGAAAAAGCCGAACUAACACAGAUUACUGUAUUGCCACGUGUCAAUUCUGUAAAUGGUCAUAAAUAUGAUAUCAUAUUUUUGGGAACAUCUGAUGGAAAAAUCCUGAAAAUGGUUGAAAUCGAUGGAAAUGCGACGAUUAUUCAAAGUUCUCAAAUAUUCUCGAAAAGUGUGCCAAUUGUUAAUCUGCUGACGUCAUCAAAUUCAAUGAAUAUUGUAAUUGUAUCAUCUGAUGAAAUUGCGAGUUUACCUGUCUAUAAUUGCGAAAAACAGCAGAGUUGCUCGAAAUGUGUUCAAUUACAAGAUCCACAUUGUGCAUGGGAUUCGCAAAUUGCACGAUGUGUACAAAAACAGGAUUGGAAUGGUGGACAUUUUAUACAAAAUAUGGUCUUUGGACAAUCUGAACAAUGCCCGGAGGGAAUUAUUUUUGAGAAUUUUGGAAAUGAUGGAGCAACUGAGAAUGUUUUGCAAUCCGAAGCCAUUUUGAAUGGUGAUUUUGGAGCUGCGAAUCUCAAACAACACUCCACGAUUACGCUGAUUUUGGCGGUUUUGAUUGCUAGUAUUGUUUCGUUGAUUUUCGGAGCAUUUGUGAGUUUUUGAAAUUAGAAAAAAUCGUUUUUUUUUUUUUAAUUUAAAGCUGUUGAGAUGUCCAUCGAAACCUCUAAUCGCCUAGUUUUUCAAAAGAAAAUUUUGAAACAGUAGAUUAUUAGCUUAAAAUUGAAACAGUGGAUAUUUCGAAGUUUUUCUUGUUUUUGUUCAAAAUUUUUAGGUUUCUUAAAUGGCUCGGCAACGGAGAUUAUGAGUAGAGAGAAGUGUCGGGAAUUCGGCCACCAAAAUAGUUCGGCCACAUAUAUCUUUUAUUUUUUUCAGUUUUUUUUUCUGAAAUUUAUGUUCAACUUCAAUUUUUUGUGAAGCAAAUGCAUUUUGAGAUUCAUUCAUCAACAUUUGAACAUUUUUAAAUAUACUCAUAAUCUCCGUUGCCGGGCCAUUUAACAACAACUGUAAAACAAUUUUUGAAUUCAAAAAUUUUAUUUUAUAAAAAUUUUGAAACAGUUGAUUUUUAGCUCAAAAUUUGUGAUGAAAUUUAUUAGAUUUAUCAUAAAGCAAAAAAAAAGAAAACACUUUCGAAUAAAAAAAUCAAUUUUGUGAAAAAUUUGAAACAGUAUAAUAAUUAUUAGCAUUAUUUAAUUUUUUUUGUUAAUUUUGUGCAUGUUUCAGGGUUUUUGAAAUACAAUAACAUCAAUUUUUCAGAAAAAAAAUUUAUUUGAUGAAAAAUUUGAAACAGUAGAUUUUUAAGAAUAUUUAGUUCAGUUUCUGAAGUUUCAGAGUUUUGAAAAAAUUUCUUCAAACUUCAGUCCUUUGUUAUUUUUUUCAAAAUCAAUCUCUGAAAAUAUUGGCAAAGAAAAAAAUCACACCAUUAAAUUUUGGACGAAAAUUUUUUUCAUGAUAUUUUUGAAACUGUGAUUUUAUCAAUUAAUUAAUGAUAGUUAAUUUACCAAAUCUGAAUCGAAAAUUAAUUUUUUAGUCAAAAAUUUGAAACAGUAGAAAUUUUAUGUUAAAAAAUUGGGUGAUAAAAUUCCAACAAAUUUUUUUUGCAAUAUUUAAUUUCAGGUCGGCGCUCGAAUAACCCAAUGGGCCACCACAAAUGAUCCACAUCGUUCCGCGAGUUCAACAAGUGGCUCAGAUUACGAUAGUUUCGGUAGAGCACGUUUGACACGUCAUGACUCACUAACAACUGCGACUAAAAUUGAUCAUAAUUUUGUGCCACCGUCGAAAAAUGUGAGUUUUCUUUUUCAAAAUUUUGGAACUUACUUAGAAAUAUCAGUCUUCCUCUCAUUUUUUCCAAUAAAAAUCGAUCAUUUUAUGAGAUUUUUUUGUAAAAAAAAGAACAUCUGGAAUUUUAUUGGGUUAUUUAUGAAUCAUUGCACUUUUUCCACCAAUGAAACAAAAAACAACAAUAUUUUAGGGAUUUUCUAUAAAAAAAUAUAAAUGAGAGUGGAAGUUAUCUUAAAUUCAAUCAGUUUUUUGUGUCUAACCUUGACAAAAGGAAAAAAGGUUCCUUUUUCUUUUUCAUUACCAAAAAAUGAAAUUAAAUAAAAUGUGUUUUUGAAAGAGGGGAUGACUAAUUUUUGGGGUGAGUAAUCGCAUCAUUUUGAAUAUAUAAUUUGGAUGGAAUUGUUUUUGGGGGCUUUUGAAAUAGUGAGGAAUAUAAAAAAUUGAUAACAUUUCUAAAACAUAGCUGAAUAACAAGAGAAAAAUUUGAAACGUACAUUUUUUGGGAUUUUUUUUUCUCACUGUUUCAAAGUUUUUCUAAUGCAUCUAUUCAUUUGCGAAAAAAACCGAAAAAAAUGUAUUUUUUUACAAUAUUUUUCUAUUCACCAAAAUGCACGAAAUAAAUGUCAAUCGUGACGAGACCCACACACAUUUCAAGGAAAAAAACAUGCGAGAAAAAAAAACAAGAAAUGAAAUUUUCGAAAGCAUGCAUUUUUCACACUCGUUGCCUUGAAAUGAGUGUGGGUCUCGUCACGAUUGCAUGUAUUUCGCGACAAUUUGUGAUUUUGGUGAAUAGAAAAAUAUUGUAAAAAAAUACAUUUUUUUCGUGUUUUUUUGCAAAUGAAUAGAUGCAUAACUUUAAAAAAUUCACUGAUUCAAAAAAUUCAUGAAUUUUUGGAGCAAUUAUCCAUGUGGAAAUAAAAUUUAGCACCGAAAUGCCGAAUGAGAAAAAUUGGAGAUUAAUAAUUCGAGAAAAUUUUGAAACGUACAAUUUUCAGGGAUUUUUUUUCACUGUUUCGAAAUUUUUUUUUCAUAUUUUCCUAGUGAGCUGGAAUUUUUCAAUUUGAGUCAUAUUAUUUUUUCUCAAAAUUCAUACACCUAAAUUAUUUUCAAAAAUUUACUGUUUCAGAAAAUUAAUGAAUUUUUGAACAGAAUUUAGAAAAAUAAUUGAGAUGCUAUGCCGUUCAUAAAAAUCACUGUUUCAAAAAUUCCCCAAACUCGAAAAAUUUUCAGCUGCUAUUGCUGAGACGAUACUUCUAAAAUUUACAAUUUCAAAUUUUUCUGAACAAUUUUUCACUGUUUCAAAUUGAUUGAUGAUUGUCAAAUUAGUUUUUUGAACUUAAUUCCACAGUUCACAAAAGUUCACUGUUUCAAAAAAAUUAGAAAAUUUGGAAAAUGCCUAAGAUUUUCAAUGUUGCUAAUUCAAAACAGAUGGUUCCAGAAAUGUAUUUUAAAAAACAAGAAUUAUUGUUUUCUAGAUUCAGAUUUCCACAAAACUUCGAAAAAAAACCUAUUUUUCUGCAUUUAUUGGCCUAUUUUAUUUUUCCAAAAAUUCACUGAUUCAAAUUUUUUGAUUUUUACAAUACUCACUGAAUAUUACUGUUUCAAAAUUUUAUCAAAAGGCUAGAAGUUUUGAAUGUCUUAAUAAUCUAUUGAUAUUUUAGUUAAAAUUCCCAAUUUCUCCACCAAAUCCAAUAUAUAUUUUUUUGCAGAGCAUCGAUGCAACUUCAAUGAUAUUAUCAAUGAACAACACAACAUCAAAUCAUCAUCCAAUAAUGUCAUUAUCUCAACACGGAUCUGGAAUAAACACACCAUCCCGUGAUAAAAAUGCAAUCGUCACUUCAAUUAAUCAAAAUACACUUCCACGUGAUUAUAAAGUCAAAAAAGUUUACCUAUAA
Molecule: messenger RNA, 12531 nt
Organism: Caenorhabditis angaria
Lineage: Eukaryota; Metazoa; Nematoda; Chromadorea; Rhabditida; Rhabditidae
Source: the annotation of a GenBank genome assembly